Messenger RNA from Anoplopoma fimbria (sablefish), 3373 nucleotides. It is a transcript of the gene thap7, whose product is annotated as THAP domain containing 7. Bases 77 to 1771 code for a protein of 564 amino acids. The record is from RefSeq and is a predicted model, not a curated record. Gene Ontology annotation, biological process: regulation of DNA-templated transcription. Gene Ontology annotation, cellular component: nucleus. The transcript is spliced from 5 exons. NCBI's taxonomy places the organism in Eukaryota, Metazoa, Chordata, Actinopteri, Perciformes, Anoplopomatidae.
GACACGGAGAAGAAGGAAGAGGGUGGAAGAAGAGAAGAUCAGCCAUCUUCGUAAGGUUGAAAUCUGCAGCGCAGUGAUGCCAAGACAUUGCUCAGCAGGCGGCUGCAAAUCUCGAGACAACCGUGCGACUCGUAAUGCUGGUAUCACCUUUCACAAAUUACCAAAAGGAGCAACUCGGAGGAAGCUCUGGAUCACCAACUCCCACCGUGCAGACUACUGGGAUCCUCAGACAGAUUUCGUUUACUUCUGCUCCAAACACUUCACCCCAGACAGCUUCGAACUGACUGGAUGCAGUGGGAUAAGAAGACUAAAGGAAGAUGCAUUUCCUACAGUAUUUGUUUCCUCUUCAACCACCAUAUGCAAAAGACAAGGAACACUGCAGAAACAAGAAGACAUUCCUGUCAGGAAGAAUCCUCGCUCAGACAUCCAGGAGAAAGCUCAGCAGGAGACCGACAACUAUCAAACUUCAAAAGAACCCACAAUUCAGAAGUCAGUUGCAGCAGUUGAGGAGAGUAAUUUAAACUUACCUGCAUCUUCUCAAGAGCCAUCAGGGAUGGAGUACUUCUCGCAGCAUGAAUGUAGUCCAACCUCAGCACCAGUGUCUCGUCCCCUGUCCCCAUCACGUUACAUGAGGCGUUUGCCCCGUCCUCCAGGCUUUUACCUGCCGAAGGAGCACAGCUAUGCUCAGCUCUGCCCACUGCUGUGGAGGAGACGUUACGACCAGGCUAUUGAUUGCUUGGAGAAGGCUCUACGGCAACUGCACGCCGCUAGGCGGAGGGAGAACCGCCUUCGCAGCACUGUGCUGAGGCUCCAUGACAAACGGCUAAAGCACACUUACCUUGUGUCACAACAUGGUUUUAAAAACAGGGGAAACUGGACACAAGUGGGGGAGGGGAGACGAGGCAAAGGAGGAUCUAGCCAGGAGGAGAUUGAGAUUGAUGCUAUAUCUGAGGACAGAUAUGUGGAUCAGACGGAGUUGGGGAAUCAUUUUCUUCCAGCUACUUAUAGCUGGUCUCAGAGGGAGAAUGGAUACUGCUUUUACUGUGGAAGAGGGCAGGCGCAGGUUGGUAGUCAAGUAGCACAGAGAAUUUUAAAGACAGGGAAAGAUGUCCAGCCCACAGUGCACAAGGACUCUUUGCAGAAUCAGAGACUUGUUGAAACCAGUACUUAUGGCACAGUUGAAAAUGCCAAAGACACACAAAUAGUCAGGCUGAAAAGCCCACCUGGGAAAAGUAUAGAAACCAUUGACUCAAAUUCCAAAGGCCUGCUCCAAACUCAAGGUCCUCAACAUAUGAUCCCUGCUGAAGUGUCUGUGCCUGAUACUCAUGAACAGAGUUUGCAGUUUUUAGACUCUCAGCAGAAGCUGCUCUCUGACAAUUGUGAGGUGGAGACUGAAGCUUUUGGCCAGGGGCAUCACCUGGAUCUGAAGCUGCAGCAGCUGUUGUGGAUACAGGAAAGUUUGGAGGGACAGGUCAUUCUAGUGCCUGUCCCAUCUGAAGAUGGAUUACAAAGCGUUUUCAAGACGGAGGGAGUUCCUGAUGAAGCACAAACCAUACUUGUGUCAGAACUGAAUCUUAAACGAGACGUCGGACACAUGACAGAGAACAGCGGAGUUCUGUCCAGAGUUCUAACAACCUGUGAUGAUGAACACAGGGACCAGCAUUCUGUUAUCAACACUACACUAGUGGAAAUGGGAGAAGAUGUGAGGGAGAAACUUAAAGAACACCUGGAGGGAUUUCACCUUCAGCUGAGCACUGAGUUUAUAAACUGACAAGAUGUUCUGAAUGAACACAACAGAGUGACUUUGUUACCUCAAUUAUUAAUUUGUGCCAGUUUUUGAUGAGUAUGCUGUGUAAUGUUCAGACUUAAAUCAGUGUUUAAGAGUAGGCUUGGCCUCUGGUAUAUAUGAGAGCAGACAUCGUGAUGUUGUAGAGCAACAAACAAUGAAGGUAGUUAAAUUCAAAUCUGGAAGAUCUCUGCUUUAAAUCUCCUAUGGCGAUAAACAGCAAUUGCAGGGGUGUUUUGGGAUCUCACUUCCCAGAGAUUGCCGCUUGUGAUUUUGUCAAAAUUCGCCAGACACCUAGUUCAUACUAUUGCAAAUGCAAGUGCUUUUAACAGUGGGCCAUAGUGACUUAAAACACAUUUAUUGAAAUGAAAAUCUUUGAGAUUAUUACUUUAAGACAAAUUCAGUGCUAAGCCACUUCAGGGAAGUGCAAAUCAAUGGCUAAAAGGGUACUUUUAUGUGCUGAACCAAACCAGCAGUGAUUAUAUUUACCAACAAGUGUGUAUAUCCAAGCCUGAUUUAUACAUAUAUCUAUGUACCAUGGAGCUCCAUUGUUAGAAACACAUCAAUGAGCCUCACUGUUGCAUUAGUUGACAAAAUGAAACUAUAUAUUUGUAAAGAUUAUUUAUUCUGUAGGAGCCUAUGGGGUUGGAGUUGAAACAGUCGGGUCGGGAAGUCAGAAAGUAGACUUUAUUACACAUUCAAUUCAAUUAAUUUCACUUGUAAAGCCCAAUAUCACAAAUUUGCCGCAGAGGGCUUUACAAUCUGUCCUCUGACCCUCACAUCAGAUUAGGAAAAACAACCCAAAACAAUCCUUAAUGGAAAAAAGUAAGAAACCAUAACCUUCCUUAAUUUUGAAAUCGUAAAUAUUUCAAAAACAAAUAUUCACUUGGGAAAAGUAUAAUACGUGAGUAAUUCAUAAGUGAGAAACAUGGAGGUAAAUCUAACGGAUUUACCUUAAUUUUAAUCUGAUGUAAAAUAAAGGCAUAAUUGCAUUUUUGACUUAUUUCCCUCCUAUUUUUAAAAAGGUCAACUGUGUUAGAAGAUACCCAUGUGUUCUCAGAAUUUAGCAGGAGCCAUAUAUUGUAUGGUUCAUAUAGAACAGUGCAAACUUUGUUUGUGGAUGUUUCUAUCAUGUCAGGGAAUAGAAAGCGUUAUAUCUACUUUUCUGGCUGCAUUCACAGUUAAAAAUGUCUUUCAAAAAAACACUGAAAGAAAACAUUUGUUCAUGCUAAAUAGUUGAUGGUCAACUAGGGUCAAUUAGAUGACCAGAAUUCAGCUGCGGAUUGACAGCUGUCACUAAAAUGUAAUGUAAUGUAGGUGUUUCUCUGUGAAGUUUAUGCAACUAUUGAGAUAUGGGGAAAAUAAAAAAGUAACAAAUAAUAAAUGCGUUUUAUUAUUAAAAACACGGCUAUUGUCUCUAAAUUGUUGUGCUUAUAAAGUGAUGAAAUCUUGUGGCCAAUCCACUACAGCUAGAGAUCACAGUUAAUUCAAGAUUCAAGAAAAAAAACUGUUUGAAACAUAAGAAAUGCAUCACAACCUUAAGAAAUGCAUCACGCAUAAGAACAUAAGAAAUGCAUCACAACCUUG